This is a messenger RNA of Gastrolobium bilobum, 1104 nucleotides long. RefSeq lists its product as uncharacterized. The record is from RefSeq and is a predicted model, not a curated record. Lineage: Eukaryota; Viridiplantae; Streptophyta; Magnoliopsida; Fabales; Fabaceae. Bases 1 to 1104 code for a protein of 367 amino acids. The transcript has a single exon.
AUGGAUAAUCAGAAUCCUGAUACGGCACAUACAGAGGAGGAAAUCCCUGAAGUUCAUCAACUUUCCAGAUCACACUCUUCUGGAUCUCAUCAAAAUCAACUACCUGAUUUUCUUACCAAUCCUUCUAAUCCGUUUUUCUUACAUCCGAAUGAAUCACCAUCAGUAGUGUUGGUUUCGCCAUUGUUGAAUGCCAGUAACUAUCACACAUGGGCCAGAGCAAUGACAGUAGCUCUCCUCUCCAAAAACAAGAUUGGAUUCAUCAACGGAUCCAUCAUUCCACCGCUAGAAACAGAUCCGAAUUAUUUUGCUUGGCAAAGAUGCAACAACAUGGUAGUAGCUUGGAUCCAUAAGUCAACAUCACAAUCUAUCGUGCAAUCGAUCAUUUGGAUAGAAGAUGCUCAAGAUGUAUGGUUGGAUCUGUGGAGAAGGUUCUCAAGAUCAGAUGUAUUUCGCAUCUCUGAUCUUCAAGAGGAGAUUUAUAGAAUACAGCAAGGAGACAAGAAUGUUACUGAGUUUUUUACAGAAUUGAAAACUCUGUGUGAUGAACUUGAUAACCUUAAACCAAUACCAGUAUGUAAAUGCAGCACACGUUGCUUUUGUGGAGGAUAUGCGAAGAUGAGAGAAUAUAGAGAACGUGACCACAUGAUUCGGUUUCUAAAAGGUUUGAACGACCAGUACUCACAGGUAAGAUCUCAAAUCAUGUUGAUUGAUCCAUUACCUGAUGUUACUCGAGCUUUUGCAAUGAUAGUUCAACAAGAGCGUCAGUUUCAAGGAGAAUUUCGAUCAGCAAAUCCUGUUAAUGCUCAAGCCUUUGCUGUUAUUGAUGAUCGUAACAUGAAUAAAAGAGUUUUUAAUGGUCGUGGUUCAUUUCCUAGUUUUAGAGGAAGAGGUAGAGGUCCAAAUGGCAAUUACAGUGGACGAAAUUCAUCAUCUAAUAUGUAUGGUGGCAGAGGCAUUACCACCAGACUGUGUACACAUUGUGGGAGAUCGAAUCAUACAAUAGACACAUGCUUUCAUGUCCAUGGAUUUCCACCAGGAUUCAAAACCAGGAAUGAUGUUAAUUCCAGCACAAAUAAUAUAACUCAGGACACACGAAUUGAGUAA